ACGCUUCCAGAUUAUCCAAUCACAGGCCAUUAAAACAACCCAGCACCAGCAAUCCCCGUACCGUAAUUAUCGACCACAACCGAGGGCAAUCUCUCUGCUCCCAACACUAUAUAAUCCCCACUCUCUCCCCUCUUUCAACCCCCUCCUCACUCUCUCUCUUCUCUCUUCCUCUGCAACACUCAAAACUUGAACCGGAACAUAAACAUCGAUCUCACAUUUUCUCUCUCUAUAUUCUUCGAGAAGCAGCUCAAAAGAUGUCGGCGUGCAGCAAAAUCCGCCACAUUGUCCGAAUUCGCCAGAUGCUCCGGAGGUGGCGCAAGAAGGCGGCGAUGGCGGCCCGUCGUGCGCCCUCCGACGUGCCGGCGGGGCACGUGGCGGUGACCGUGGGCGCUAGCUGUAGGCGAUUCGUGGUACGGACAACUUACCUGAACCACCCUGUGUUUAGGAAGCUCCUGGUGCAGGCUGAGGAAGAAUACGGGUUCAGUAAUACGGGUCCGUUGGCUAUCCCAUGCGACGAGUCUCUGUUUGAGGAAAUUCUUCGGUACUUGGCCCGAACAGAGUCGAAUAUGAACAGCUCUGCCCGGUUUAUGAGCUUCGAGGAGUUUCAAAGACACUGCCACGUCGGGUUCAGAACCAACCUCGAGUUUUGGGCCGAGUCGCGGCCCCUUUUGCAUGGAGGAUCCGAUAAGGCCGUUUGGUGAAGCAAAAAAUGGCCGGAUUCGGAUCGAUAAUUAAUGCUCCGGAUUUUGACCCGUUUGAGUUGGCGAAUAUUCACGUCUCGACGCUCUCCGAUUGAAUUCCUCAAGGUGCUAUAUUAGUAAGGAGGAGGAAUGCGACUUUUCCAAUUUCCAAUUUUCUUUUUUGUCCUAAAUUUUGUAAUUGGUGUGCGUAAAAUUAUUGGGAGAGGGGUGGUGAGUCAGUGGGUCAACGAGCUGAGUGACCCGAAUACGAAGGAGAUGGCAAAACGGGUGGGCGGGUCACCACCGAGUCGUCCCGGGUUCGGAUCGGAGUGUAGUAGAGUCAGGAACAACUAGCUGAUCAAUCAUCACACACUCCUCACAAAUGAAUUGACGAUGAGGUCACCCCUUGUAAAUGAUGAAAUUGGCGAUCGAUUUUUACCCGUUCGAUUAAUCGAAAUUGUAAAGAAUUUCAAAUAUAUAUAAAUAGCAUUA
Sesamum indicum (sesame) is the source of this 1172-nucleotide messenger RNA. Its product is annotated as auxin-induced protein 6B-like. NCBI's taxonomy places the organism in Eukaryota, Viridiplantae, Streptophyta, Magnoliopsida, Lamiales, Pedaliaceae. Gene Ontology annotation, biological process: response to auxin. The record is from RefSeq and is a predicted model, not a curated record.